AUGUCUUCAUUGCCCCACACCCUGCUCUAUAUAAAUUAUCUCUGGUUGUACUCUCACAAAUUACUUACAACCAUGUCUCUCAACGACCGAGAUCUUCUCGACCAGUCGGCUAAGGCUGCAGACGUCCACCCUGGGAUCGCCAACCCCAGCAAGACUGAUGCUCUAACCUCCACCUUCGUGAAUGACCCCACGACGCCCACUGUUGGUGCUGGCGGGGGUUCCGACUUCGCGGGCGACAAACAUGCACAGCGUACCUUGAACAAAACCUCUGGGGUCAUUGAGCACCACCCAGGUAUCAUCGAAUCCACCGACAUUGAGCCUCUCCAUCACGAAACUGCCUUGAGAGAGUUCGAAGGCUCGCAGUGGAAAGUAACUCGCGAGUGGUCUGAAAUUCAAGUCGAGAUUCCACAAAAAAGUUUUGCGCGCCAAGUGGCGCUAAAAGUCUACCUCAAGGCUGGAGGUCUCUACGGAGGCAUCCAAUUUUCCUCAGGCACUUCCUAUCAACCUGCAUUCUCUAAUCCAGACCCUGCACCUCUUAAAACUACAGAAGAGCCCAAGCCCGCUGAAGUCCCAAAACCACAAGCCGAUGAACCCACUCAGUCUACCACAGAGGCAGCCACAGGACCUCCUGCUGCCGCCGGGGCCACGGGGCCAGGCAAAUCCACAGCUGCCUGGUCCGCUGCUCUUGCUUUUGCGCCAAUGCGCCGCCCACAGGCGCAGAAGGCAAAAACGGUUGCAGCUGCUACCACACCCAGACUCCCUGCGGGUGCCUCGAUACUUUCGACCUUACCCGGAUCUACACCAGCAGCAGUGGCAUUGUCGUCUACAGCGGUCGUUUUCGCCCCACCCGCAUUGGUUGAUACGAGCAACCCACCCGCUGCGCAAGAGACUCAGGCUGCCACGACACAGGGAUGGGGAAGGAAAGUCAAACCACCCUCAAUGAUCCUCGAAGAAGAUGUGAACGGGUUCCAGAACAAGCAGAGGAAGAAGCCUGGUAAAGGAAAGAGCAAAAAGAAUAAAAAUGCCCCCGUCGUCCCAAUCUGGGAUCCAUACGAACUGUACGAUCCCCUUCGUCCAAAUGAUUACAACGAAUACAAGAUCUGGCGAACCAAGGAACGCAUCGAGAGACGUGAACGGUUGCACGAUCAACGCCGGCAAGAAGACCGGAAAAGGUCUAGGAAGAGUGCCAGUUACUCUGAUUCUGAAGCUACUGGCUCUGGGGGUGAGGAAAGGCCUCGGAAGACAGGGAGAUAUGAUACUUUUGAUCACUGGUCAAGAGGCCGUCCAGAUAGUGGACGCGAGAGCGCCGAAGACUUUCCCAUACGUGAUGCUCCUCCUGUUGUGCUGGAUAAAAAUAUGACAGGCGAUGAAGCUUACCAACGACGGCUCGCCCUCUCAGCAGCCGCGCCACCGCGACUUCGAUCAUCAACGCCGCCAUCGUUCGUGAGGGAUGAAUCACCCGCACCGAACCCCGACCAUCUGGCGGCAGAGACGGGCGAAGAUGCCUACCUCCGACAUAUCGCAAUAUCAACGAUACACCGCGACCAACCUGCAGCUGCCACAAAUCCUCCUCUACAAAUCGCACGUUCGCCCUCACCGUCAGCUUUGGCAUACAAUCCAUUCGCGCCACCGUCCGUUCCACUGCCACCGCCAGGGCCACUUAGUGUCAAUGUCCCAAGUGCAUUCCAGGACAGAGCUAAGGCAGCAGCGGCCAUCGCGGCUAGACUAACCGCACUGGGUGCUUCCGCUGCCUCACAACCGACUCCGGCAGUUCCACCGCCAGUGGCUGAGGAAGAAACUAAACCUGAUCCCCAUGGUUUCGCUGCCCGCCUCAUGGCCAAAUGGGGCCACAAAGAAGGACAAGGGCUCGGUGUCGACGGUUCAGGCAUCGUCAAUGCAUUGGUUGUUGAACAAGUUGGUUCUUCCAAGGGAAAAGGCAAUAAGAGUGGUAAUGCAAGGCCUUCAGGAAAGGGUGUCGGCGUCGGCUCAAAGAUAGGCAAGAUUAUCAACAAUAACGAAGACGCAAAAGCACGGGAAGAUAGGGAGAGAUUUGGCGAACCCACUCGCGUUGUGGUAUUGACAAACAUGGUUGGCCCUGAAGACGUCGAGGAUGAAGACCUGCGGGGAGAAAUUGGCGACGAGUGCUCUAAGAAUGGAACGGUGGAAAGAGUCAUCGUUCAUGCCGUCCAUCCAACACCUGUGAACCCGGAAGACGCUGUUCGAAUUUUUGUCCUUUUUGCUGGCCCGGUUGGAGCUUGGAAGACCGUGCGCGAACUCGAUGGCAGAUACUUCGGCGGUCGAACUGUUCGGGCGCGAUACUUCCCCGAGACUGCGUUCAACCAGGCCGACUUUGAUCAUCCAUUCUGA
Molecule: messenger RNA, 2367 nt
Organism: Cyclocybe aegerita
Lineage: Eukaryota; Fungi; Basidiomycota; Agaricomycetes; Agaricales; Hemipholiotaceae
Source: the annotation of a GenBank genome assembly